AUGGAGUUUCCAACGUACAUGUGUGCGCGUGACCGUUUAGUGCUGUAUCAAGAGCCAGUGUUUAAUCUCCACGCAGCAUCAGUUUCAUCAUCGUCAUCUACCGACUCUAGUUCAACAAGAGCUUGUCACUUGCAGCGAUUUUUACCACCUGUGAGUGUAUUUCGAGCUACAGAAUGCAAGUUUAAUCAGGACUUUACGCAAUUGAUUGUUAAGGUAACGUCGGCUUUUGCUGGGCUGGGUGGCUGGAUCAAUGCGUCGUUCCAUAAGACACUGAUUGAAGUAGAAGACCCGAGAGAGACUGGGUGUUUUCGUCAUGGACCGGUCUAUAUGCAGAAUGUGGCAGGAGGAGGAGGCAAAUGGGCCGGCGAAUUGCCCGUCCGCGCAAUUCCUAGUCUUCAAGCACCACGGUUAUACAAUGUUGAGAGUUUCCGAGUCGUCCGUGCCAUUGAGCGCAAGUUGCUAAAAGACCGUGUGUGGAUACGUAUUCAGCCAUUGAAGAAGCCAGAAGAGUUGCAGUAUAGCAGUGAGACGAGUGGCAAAGAAGAAGAAGAAGCUGGAGCAGAAUGUGAAAAUCAGGAGAGGAACAAUCGGACGAACGGGACUUGUGUCGCAGACGCAUGGAUUAUUGAGCGUAAUGCAAACACAGCUCAGAGAGUGGUGGUGCCAUGGGGAAGCGACCGUAUCAGUGAUGUGCCAGCAAAUGAUGACGCUGAACGGUUCUACCGCACAGUGUACAGUCGUCGUCCACUGCCUUUGCGCCGCACCGCAGACCUGCAAGCUGAGAUUGUUGGUCAUCUUGACCCAGGCUUUGUGUUCUCGUCCACUCAGCGCAUUCUCAACGAUCGAGGAAACAUUUGGAUUCGAGUGGCACUGCCUUCAGAAAAGUCAGCUUGUGUUAGUAGUAGUGCUGGAGACGACACUGGCAAGGACAAGAACACAAAGAGCAGUUCUAUCGGCAAUGCGGAAGAAUCCAAGGAGGAGGAAGAUGAGUUUGGAUAUCUUGAAUUCAUUUGUCUGCUCCAUGACGCCAAUAUUUAUAGGUCGUGCUGCAAAGUUAUGAAUUCUCAAAUCGAUUCUAGAUUUAUGAUGCAAAAUUCUAAAUCCAUAGUAUGUGGAAAUGGAAAAAGUCUAGAUCUUUACAAUUUACAAAAAAUGAAGUAUGCAGUAUUAGUGACGGGAGCUUCCAGGGGUUUUGGUCGUUGUCUUACAUUAGACUUUGUGCGACUAUUAAUAGAAGAAGAGAUUGAUCUGCAUCUAUGGGCACGAAGUGAGCAUGAUCUGAAGGAGACAGAACGCUUAGUAUGGACUGAAUGGAAGAAAGUAGCUGCAUCGGGCAAAUUGAGAUGUUUUCUCGAGUCAGUAGACUUGAGUAACCCUACCAGUUACACUACAAACGUGGAUCAAAUCAUGCUAGAACUGACAGCGCAGAACUAUGAUCAAGUGAUUGUCGUUCACAAUGCAGGAUCAUUAGGACAACUUGGACUUGCGCAAGAGUGUAUAUCCUCUCCAACGGAGCUGGCAAAAUACUGGGAGCUUAAUGUGACGUCGGUACUAUGGCUCAACAAACGCUUUUUGGAUGUCUUUGGAGCCUCCAGGGACGAACUGCAGGCACUGCAUAAUGCUGCUUUCAGAAAACAGACGCAGUUGGUGAUUGUCAACAUUACGUCAUUGUGUGGUGUCAAGCCUUUUAAGACGCAUAUGAUGUACUGUACUGGCAAAGCAGCUCGUGAGAUGCACCACCAAGUUGUUGCUGCCGAGCAGGCGGCGUUCGGUAAAGUGCGUGUACUGCAGUACUCGCCCGGACCAAUGGAUACGGACAUGCAAAAGAAAAUUCGAGAGUCAUCACUUGUUGAUUCUGAGCUUCGGCAACAGUAUGCAGACAUGAAGGCCCAAAGGACGCUCAUUUUACCACCCAAGUCAUCAGAGUGCUGCGCAAAACUUGCCAUCAGCAAGGAAUUUGCAACUGGAGCCCAUGUUGAUUACUACGAUCUGACCACUUCCAGUAAGCAGGUCUAG
Peronospora belbahrii is the source of this 2016-nucleotide messenger RNA. NCBI's taxonomy places the organism in Eukaryota, Oomycota, Peronosporomycetes, Peronosporales, Peronosporaceae. The record is from the annotation of a GenBank genome assembly.